Molecule: messenger RNA, 1863 nt
Organism: Notolabrus celidotus (New Zealand spotty)
Lineage: Eukaryota; Metazoa; Chordata; Actinopteri; Labriformes; Labridae
Gene: dpep2
Product: dipeptidase 2
Exons: 11
Coding region: 151-1470 (439 amino acids)
Biological process (GO): proteolysis
Molecular function (GO): metallodipeptidase activity
Source: RefSeq, a predicted model, not a curated record
GCCAUGAAUGUUACAGCUGCCAGUGUGUAUGCUUGUAGGUUGGUUGUACGUGUGUCUCGGGCGGAGAGCUGGAAAGUUCAUAGAUGACUGUUUCUGUGUAGUUGUUCGAAAAGGUGGUCAGCGAGUUGCCCUUUGACGACCUGACGGAAUAUGUCUUCUUGCAAAACUGCAACAAGUGGUUCAUGCAGCCUCUGGGUGAAAACCCUCAGUCAUCUGGUGGUGCUUUCCUCUUUGUGUCCUUUGGUAUCUGGAUACUCUGUGAGAGAAAGAGUACAUGACUUGAUGUCCAGAUAUCCUCUUAUUGACGGUCAUAAUGACCUAGCUCUCCAGCUGAGGAUUCAUCACAAUAAUCGUUUGAGCCAAAUUGACCUUCAUAAUGUCAGCAAAGUUGCCACAGACAUUUUCCGUCUUCAAGCGGGCCAUGUACAGGCACAGAUGUUUGCAGUGUAUGUGAUGUGUGGGGCCCAGGAGAAAGAUGCUGUCAGGCUGACUCUGGAACAAAUAGAUGUAGUUAGACGCAUGUGUACUGAGUACCAGGACUUUGAGCUGGUCACAUCUGCUCAAGAACUGCAGAAUGCUAAGAUGAGACAUAAGAUAGCCUGUCUAAUAAGCAUUGAAGGUGGGCACUCCAUUGACAGCAGCAUACCAGCCCUAAGGAUGUUUUAUCAGCUUGGAGUCCGCUCCAUGGCCCUUACACAUACCUGCAACACACCCUGGGCCGAAUCCUCCUCCAAACUUUAUAAAGUUUAUCAAAGACACAACAACAGCCUGACACCCUUUGGAAAGGCCGUGGUGGAGGAGAUGAACAGACUGGGAAUGAUAGUGGACCUUUCCCACACUUCUUGGGACACAGCCAUGGCCGUGCUGAGGCACUCCAAGGCUCCUGUUAUUUUUAGUCAUUCAUCUUCCUACUCCAUCUGUAACCACAGCCGCAACGUACCUGACUGGCUGCUGAGGGAGCUGAAAAAGAAACAAGGAUUGAUCAUGGUGAACCUCCACAGCAAUUUCAUUUCUUGCAAGGAUAAAGCCAACAUCUCUCGUGUGGCUGAUCAUUUUGAUCACAUCAAGAACGUGAUUGGAGCUGAAUCAAUAGGAGUUGGAGGGGACUUUGAAGGUGCUGUGAGCUUUCCUCAGGGGUUAGAGGAUGUGUCAAAGUAUCCCGCCCUGAUCCAGGAGCUCCUGCAAAGGAACUGGACUGAGCAUGACCUGGCUAAUGUCCUCCGUAGAAACUUCCUGCAAGUGUUUGAGGAGGUGGAGAGGGUCCGUGACAACUUGAGUUAUAACCUGCCCAGUGAGAUCCAGGUUCCCGCCGAAGAGGUUCAGAACUCCUGCAGGCUGGACCUCAGACCUCCUGACAGGAGAGGGCUGCCCUCUGACCAGGGUCCCUCCUCUAGAGCCCAACAGAGACCAAGAGGUCUGCCAGUCCUGGCUAUAGUUGUACUGAUUUCAAGCCUACUGAUGAUGGACUGAAUAUUCAGGAACACAGCACAGCUACUUUUUCUUUGGAGGGCUUGUUGAGAUGGCAGAAGCUGUGUGUGGGUCAACCUGGCACCACAAAGGUCAGUAUAGAUAAAUGGAGACUUGGACCACUUUUUCAUACCUCCAAUACAAACUUUCAGUUUGAAGCCUUACAUGUGAGGUCACAUACAUUCACUCCUUUUAAAUACAGUAAGCUAUGAAAAUAAUACACAAAUCACAUUAGGGCUAUGAAAUCUUUGUUGUGUUGUGUUUAUGAGAUAUUUCAUUUGUUACUGGAAUUUUUUUAAGCGUAUACAAAAGUUUGAUUUAAAAUAGAAAAAUGAUACAGAUGGAUAAAACUGAAGAUGUGGUAUUUAUAGUAUUUUAUAGUUUGAAAUCUAUAAU